Messenger RNA from Ictidomys tridecemlineatus (thirteen-lined ground squirrel), 4299 nucleotides. NCBI's taxonomy places the organism in Eukaryota, Metazoa, Chordata, Mammalia, Rodentia, Sciuridae. The record is from RefSeq and is a predicted model, not a curated record.
GCUGUUUCAUUGAGGGACCCGGGAGCCCAGCGCACCCGCGCUGUCAUUGGAAAGCCCGCCCCCGAAUCUUUUGCGCCGGCUGGGCAAAUUGAGGCCUCGGGAGGGCAGGCGCCUGGCCCCGAGGGUCCCCACCCGCUCCCGCGCCGCCCACCCCCAGCUGCCGGGGCAGCGCGACCCACGCCCGCCUAGGUCCUCGCAGUGCGCACAGCGCUCCCCGCCCCCGCUGCCAUCCUGCCACGCCCCAGGCGUCGGGGGCAAAGCCCGAGCCCCCCCGCACCCCGCCCUGCGCAGAGGCUGGGGGCCUGUUUAUCUGGAGGCCCCCACCCCCUGCACCCGGGGGGCCGCUCCCCCCGCGCCCCGGGGAGCUCUGGAGCCAGAUAAGCUGGCAAGCUGGCACUGCGCCGCGCAGCGGGGCGGAGAGGUCAAAGGAGGGGGGGGCGCGCCGGGGCGGGCCGGACCCCCCCAACUUGCCAAAACCUAAUAACAGCCCGGUCUCCCCGGCGCAGCGGGCGAAGCCCCACGGGAGGGCAGGGACGUGGCAAGAGCCGACCUGCCGAGCCUGUUCUGGCCUCCGAGGCCGGGCUGGGGGGGCGGGCUGGGCGUGGGGGGGCCGGCGGCUGCGGCACCUUUAAGACAAGGGAGGACCCCUCUUGCCCUCGGAGAAACCAGGAAGGGAGUCGCGAGCAUCAUACGGGGCUUUGGCUGUACUGUACAGUUACUGUAGGGGCAGUGACGCCGCCGCCGCCGGAGCGAGGAGCGACGCGGGCAGCGCGAGCGAGGGCAGCGCGAGCGCCGCGGACCCGGGAGGCCAGCGGCCGAGGGCGCCCAGUCCCGACUCCGGGCCCCGGCCCCGCGCGCCCCGGCCCGGCCCCGGCCCGGCCCCGCGAGGUCUCACACGGAAAAUGGCCGGCGGCGUGGACGGCCCCAUCGGGAUCCCGUUUCCCGACCACAGCAGUGACAUCCUGAGCGGGCUGAAUGAGCAGCGCACGCAGGGCCUGCUGUGCGACGUGGUCAUCCUGGUGGAGGGCCGCGAGUUCCCCACGCACCGCUCCGUGCUGGCCGCCUGCAGCCAGUACUUCAAGAAGCUGUUCACGUCGGGCGCCGUGGUGGACCAGCAGAACGUGUACGAGAUUGACUUCGUCAGCGCCGAGGCGCUCACGGCGCUCAUGGACUUCGCCUACACGGCCACGCUCACGGUCAGCACGGCCAACGUGGGCGACAUCCUCAGCGCCGCCCGCCUGCUGGAGAUCCCGGCCGUGAGCCACGUGUGCGCCGACCUCCUGGACCGGCAGAUCCUGGCGGCCGAUGCGGGCGCCGACGCGGGGCAGCUGGAGCUGGUGGACCAGGUGGGCCAGCGCAACCUGCUGCGGGCCAAGGAGUACCUCGAGUUCUUCCAGAGCAACCCCAUGAACAGCCUGCCCCCCGCCGCCGCCGCCGCCUUCCCCUGGCCGGCCUUCGGGGCCUCUGAGGAUGACCUGGAUGCCACCAAGGAGGCCGUGGCUGCCGCCGUGGCCGCCGUGGCUGCCGGCGACUGCAACGGCCUGGACUUCUACGGACCAGGUCCCCCGGCCGAGCGGCCCCCAGCAGGAGACGGGGACGAGGGCGACAGCAACCCGGGCCUGUGGCCAGAGCGGGAUGAGGACGCCCCCACCGGGGGUCUCUUUCCUCCACCAGCGGCGCCCCCGGCCACCACGCAGAACGGCCACUACAGCCGGGGUGGGGAGGAGGAGGCGGCCUCGCUGUCGGAGGCCGCCCCUGAGCCGGGCGACUCUCCCGGCUUCCUGUCGGGCGCAGCCGAGGGCGAGGACGGGGACGCGCCUGAUGUGGACGGGCUGGCGGCCAGCACGCUGCUGCAGCAGAUGAUGUCCUCGGUGGGCCGGACCGGGGACAGCGACGAGGAGUCGCGGGCGGACGACAAGGGCGUCAUGGACUACUACCUGAAGUACUUCAGCAGCGCCCACGAGGGGGACGUCUACCCCGCCUGGUCCCAGAAGGGGGAGAAGAAGAUCCGUGCCAAGGCCUUCCAGAAGUGCCCCAUCUGCGAGAAGGUCAUCCAGGGCGCCGGCAAGCUGCCGCGGCACAUCCGCACCCACACGGGCGAGAAGCCCUACGAGUGCAGCAUCUGCAAGGUCCGCUUCACCAGGUGAGCCGCCCGCCCCGGCCCCCUCUUUGCACAUCCCCCACCUCCGUUGCUCCAGCUCCAUCUGGGGGCAGCCCAGGCACCAGACAGACGACCUGGUCAGACAGAUAGCAUGAGCCAGGCAUGGUGGCUACUCCUGUCCGCCCAGCGGCCUAGGGAGGCUGAGGCAGGAGGAUCCCCAGUCUGAGGCCGGUUUGAGUGACUUAGCAAGGCUCUGCCUCAAAGCCAAGUGAAAGGGCCUGGGUGCGGCCUGCAGCAGCACAGCCCAGGCAGGGACCUGACCGGCUCUUCUGUUUGGGGUGGCCCUUCUCUGUGGAAGGAGGGCUCCCCGACUCUGCCUUGGGAGGAUGGGAUGCUCUUGGGGAAUGAGCUGUGGAGCGGGUAACCUUCUCAUUUGGCCCACGUUUGUCAGGCACUUUCUGUAUGCAGCCCUGAUCAGGCCCAAGGGCGCACAGCGUGGAGCAGGCACAGUCCCUAUGGGGCAGCCGGGGCAGCGGGCGGACUGAGACAUGAGCACCAAGACUCACAGGGCACAGGGAGGAGCCCUGAAAAUGGUGGUCAGGCAGAGACAGCCAGUGCAAAGGGCCUGUGGCUGACUUGACCUGGACAGAGCCAGGGACUCGGUCCCCGGGGUGCACUCAAGGCCAGGCUGGGGGCAGGUUGCUGGGGGCAGUCUUGGAGUUCAGAGGUGGCUGGCUGGGUUGUGUGGAACCAAGGCAGGCCAGACCAGUGGGGGCGGUAGGGCUGGCAGGCAGGGGCCCGGCCAGGCAGGGUGACUCAGCGUCACCCCCUGCCCCCCACCCGCCAUGGGGUUCCCCCUGCCACGCCUACCAAGGCAAAGAAAGAGGCCAUUGUCCCAGCUUCCCAGCCCCACCCCACUGGGACAGGAACCCAGGCUGACCCCUCCCCAGCACCCUUGGCCCCCUCCCCAGCAGGCCAGGAGAGGCGGGUGGGGCCCAGUCUGCAGUGCCAGGUGGGGGCAAAGGGCACCGCUGAGGCAGCCCAGCUCCUGCUCUGUGAGCCUGUCCUCCGUCUUGGACCCUUCCUCCCCCAGGCAGGGGUCCUGAGGGGCUGUGAGCUCUGUCCAGGGCUUUCUGAGCUCCACAGAGGCCAAGGGCCUGCCUCCCCUGGGGCCCAUCCAGCCGAGUGUAGGGAAACUGAGGCACGCACGGUCCCCGUGAGGCCCCUUCUCCCACGCACAGCUGGCUUCCGCUUUAUCCCCCUCCCCAGGGCCCCGGGUCCUCCCAUCCAGGCCUGGGAGCCCAGGGGCCCCUCUGAGUCAGAGCAGAGCGUUGAGUAAGCAGGGCCUGUGGCAGCCGGGCUAUAAUUACCCAGGCCGGGGCUCGGGGUGAUGAAACUGGGCUGCCUCCACCCCCACCCUGCCUCUGCUCGGCCCCUGGCCCGCUGUGCAACCCUGGGCACGUCACUUCCCCUCUCUGAGCCUCCCAGCCUAAGCUGGGCUCUGUGUAGUGCUUGAGGCCUGCGCCAGGGCUGGGCAGGGCACCUGAGAGACUGCAGCGGGGGGUUUGUGGACGGAGGGAGCGGCCUGAUGCCUGAGGACUGGCAACACAGGUGGGCUGAGUCCUGCUGGCUCCAGGGGCUGCAGAAAUGGCGAGGGACAGGAGCUUGGUGUAGGGAGUGGUCCUGACCCCUGGGGCAGCCGAGAGCCACAGGUGGUCGGAGCGAGCAGCGACCCAGGUCUGCAGGCAGUGCCCGGGGAAGGUCUUGGGCCUGGAGAGUCAGAGGGGCAGGCAGGGAGGCCUUGAGGGAGGAGUAGGAGUCCCCACUGUCCCCGCUCACAGCCCCAUGUGGAGUGCGGGAUGGUGAUGGAGAGGAGCCUGGCUGGCGAGGUGUCCCUGGCAGUGAGGACUGGGCAUGCAGAGGCCCGGCAGGCUGUGGAGUGACAGCCAGGGUGCCCAGGUGCUGAGGGUUAGGAGGGUCGCAGGGCCUGGCUGUCUAGGUGGGGCCUCAGUUAUGCAGGGGGCCAGUCGCCCCUGUGUGUCCAGGACUGAGGGAUUUCUCGGCAUGGAGGACUUUGAGUACUUAGAUCAGAACUUUGGGUCCCCUGUCUGUCACCAGUGCCCAGGAGGUGGCAAUGGGAGGGCAGGGCCACCCCGCUCACUGUGCAGUUUUCGGCUCCUGUGGGGUGAAUGCAGCCG